AUGGGGGGUUGCCAUAGUUACCCCACCGCCACCAAGGCGGACGGCAACGCUCCUCCCGACGUCUGCAAUGACAAACUGGGAAUCAACAACAACAUCUUGGACGCGCGUCCGUACCUCCAGCAUGAGUACACGUGCCAGCACAUUAACAACAUGGACAUGUGCGCGCUCACGUCCCUACCGCCCGGCGUGGACAAAACCGAGUGGUUGGCCAGCAAUACCGUGUGGUUUUUCAAGCACAUAAACCUGUUCUCCAGCGCGCUGUCCGAGUUCUGCACCCCCAGCACCUGCCCGACCGCCUGUGGACCGGGCGACACAGUUUAUUUUUGGAUUGACGACCAUGGCAGGAAGCUGAAGUGCUCUGCUCCUCUCUACUUUGACUAUGCCAUGUCCUACAUUCAGGACCUACUCACAGAUGAAGAUGUAUUCCCAACAAAAGCAGGCUCAGUGUUCCCCACGGGCUUCAUUUUCCUGGUGCAGAAAGUGUUUUUGUUGCUGUUCAGGACUCUGGCCCACAUCUACUGCUCCCACUUCCGGCAGACGCACGCAAUGGGCCUCCACCCGCACCUCAACACGCUCUUCUCGCACCUCACACUCUUCUGCCGGCAGCACGGACUGCUGGACGCCGAAGACACAGAACCGCUGGAAGACCUCAUCUCAGCUCUAGGACUGCAAGGAGGAACCUAG
This is a messenger RNA of Nerophis lumbriciformis (worm pipefish), 684 nucleotides long. The record is from RefSeq and is a predicted model, not a curated record. NCBI's taxonomy places the organism in Eukaryota, Metazoa, Chordata, Actinopteri, Syngnathiformes, Syngnathidae.